This is a messenger RNA of Poeciliopsis prolifica (blackstripe livebearer), 6541 nucleotides long. It is a transcript of the gene efnb2a, whose product is annotated as ephrin-B2a. The record is from RefSeq and is a predicted model, not a curated record. Bases 660 to 1652 code for a protein of 330 amino acids. Gene Ontology annotation, cellular component: plasma membrane. Lineage: Eukaryota; Metazoa; Chordata; Actinopteri; Cyprinodontiformes; Poeciliidae. The transcript is spliced from 5 exons. Gene Ontology annotation, biological process: ephrin receptor signaling pathway; blood vessel morphogenesis; axon guidance. Gene Ontology annotation, molecular function: ephrin receptor binding.
UUAAGAGCAGCAGCCGAUCAGGCGACAUCCUCCCUGCGUGCGGGUUGCUGUGCGGUGCUGUGCGGGAGGACGGAUCUGCGGGACUCUAAUUCUCCGCCUGCGUGCUCGGCUUUCUGUCUUUUCUGUCCUUCUUUCCUCACUUUGGGAGUUUUAUUUUCUUUCUUUUCGGACCUGUUUAGAAUGAGAACCUCCAUCCCAGCUCCUUUGGUUUCUCUCAUCCACACAUCCGCUCAUUUUGUUCAUUUCGACCAUCCGACCUCAUUGUUCCAUUUUUGUGCUGCUGUCACCCACAGUUUGUCGCCCUCCACCUCCACCUCCAGCUCCAGCUGAACGCGGAAUACCUCAGCCUGCUGCUGUUGGAUGUUGGCUCUUUUUACGCAGAGGGAUUUCUAUUUUUCCUGAAGGAUGAUGGAUCUCUAACGCGCUGCGCCCUGAAUGAACCAACCGUGCGCUCUUCUUUUUUCUGUUUUUUUCCCCCCCUUUCUCUUUGGAGAUGCUCUGAUCGGAGCUUGUUGGGUCCGAAUGCGCUGGAUCGGGAUAUAAUCUGAAGAUCUUUUUUUGCUUUUCUGUUGUUUUGUUUUCUGCGUGGCCCCACACGGCCGUUCCCCCUCUGACACGGAGUGUGCGCCGCAUCCAUCCCGGAGGCGCGCGGGCUCACCAUGGGGGACUCGAUGUGGAGAUAUUAUUUUGGAGUUUUCUUCCUCGCCUUCGAACUGGACUUGUGUCGGCCGCUCAUUCUCGAGUCCAUCUACUGGAACACGACCAACACCAAAUUUGUUCCGGGCCAAGGCGUGGUUUUGUACCCGCAGAUCGGGGACAAGCUGGACAUUGUGUGCCCGCGCGUGGACGGCGGGGUCAUCGACGGCGUGGAGUAUUACAAGGUGUACAUGGUUCCCAGGGAGCAGCUGGAGAGCUGCACCAUCACCAAGGCCGACACGCCGCUGCUGAACUGCGUGAAGCCCGACCAGGACGUGAAGUUCACGCUGAAGUUCCAGGAGUUCAGCCCCAACCUGUGGGGCCUCGAGUUCUUCAAGGGGAAGGAUUACUACAUCAUCUCUACAUCCAACGGCACCAUGGAGGGCAUCGACAACCAGGAAGGGGGCGUGUGCAAGACCAAGUCCAUGAAGAUAGUCAUGAAAGUGGGGCAGAAUCCUUAUGACCCCGUUUCACCCAAAGACAUUCCCACCAGAACGCCCUACAAGCCCGGGUCGCCGGACGACGACCGGGAGAAAAACGAAGUCCAGCUGACACGAGAUAAAUCCAAAUUAGAAGAUGGCUCCGGCGGCGGGAAGUCGUCCACCGCCAUCGGCUCCGAGGUGGCCAUCUUUGUGGGCAUCGCCUCCGGCAGCGUCAUCUUCAUCAUCAUCAUCGUCAUGCUGGUCCUGCUGCUGCUCAAGUACCGCCGGCGGCACCGCAAGCACUCGCCGCAGCACACGGCCACGCUGUCGCUCAGCACGCUGGCCACGCCCAAACGCGGCGGCGGCGGCAACAACAACGGCUCGGAGCCCAGCGACAUCAUCAUCCCGCUCAGGACUGCUGACAGCGUCUUCUGCCCGCACUACGAGAAGGUGAGCGGGGACUACGGACACCCCGUCUACAUCGUUCAGGAGAUGCCGCCGCAGAGCCCCGCCAACAUCUACUACAAGGUCUGAGGGCCGGGAAAACAAAAACGCAGAACCUGGACAAGCCCCCGGUCGGAGCGAAACGAACCGCCCCGCUCUUCCUCUCUGUCGACUCCUCCUCCUCCUCUCCUCUGAUGUUUCGUCACUAGUCGUUUCCUCUCUGAGUUUUCGCCCUUCGCUCCGGGUCGGUCACAGACGAUGGGGACGAGUAGCGAAGCCGCCGUCGCUCGCCGGGAAGCGGAACGGACAGCCUCUUCUUCGUUUUCGUCCACCGGGAUAAAGUGAGUGGGAUGGAUGGAUUUAUGGAUGUGAAAGUCUCUGAAAGUGUGAGAAAAAGACAGACUGCUGUUUUGGAAACAGAGACUUUAACAAUGGGAGAAAAAGCAGGAAGUGGGCGGAGCUUGAACUCAGCUGAGCGGAUUUACCAGCGGGAUGCAGAGAGAUUCCCACGCUGGACCUUUUGUGGGACUUUCACCCACUCACCUGUCCACCCACAUGACUACCAUCACACAAACACUCACCUGUGCACAGACACAGACUCACGGGUCAAUGUGACGUGUUGUCGAUCACAGCAUCUCUCCUCAUCCUCAGCUCGACCUUAUUUCGCGUUUUACUUGAAGGUUUAGAGAAAAAAAAACAUGAUUGAGUCUCUUUGUUUAGUUCCACAUUUACUGGUUUUGUUCAUAUUUGUUUUUUAUACUUUUACGUCGGCGUAUCGAGGCCACUUUGGGGAGAAAAACAGGAGUAAAUUUCUGUAAAAAAAAAAAUCAAAGACGUUUUCCAGGAAAAAAACGUAAAAAUAUCAGAGUUUCAAAAUUCAAAAUAAUGCGAUAAAAAGACAAUUUGAGAUUAACUUCUGAGAUUUUCUAGAAAAGACUUGGAAUAUUUUGAGCUCUGCCGUAAAUUUGUGAGAAAGUGAAUAAAAUUUUGUAGAUUAAUCAAGGAAAUUCUCUGCAAAUUUACAAAACAGAAAAAUCAGAGAUUCUGAGAUUAACCUCAGAAAUUGUACAGAAAAAACAGAAUUUUCUGAAUUCAAUGUUGAAAGUUUAAAUAUUUCGCUAAAUUUUUCUUUUCUGAUUUUAAUGUCAGAAAAUUUCUAGAAAAAAUUUGGACAUUUCUGAGAUAAAAAAAAUUAAAAUUUUUGACUCUUGAAGCUCAAAAAAGUUACGAAACUCAAAAAUGUUUGAGUUCAUGAGCUCACGAAACUGCUAAAUCUUUCUAGAACAUUUCUUUAAUUAAUCUCAGAAUGUCAGAAACGUGUUGAAAUGUGGAUAUGUUUGUCCUCAAAAAAUCUAAACUUUCAACACUUUAAAAAUUUGGACCAAAAAGUCAAACAUUGUCAACUUUACAAGCUCACAAAAUCUUCAAGUUUUUUUUAAAGAUUUCUCUCAAAAUUUCUGAGCUUUUUUCACACGAAUCUUAAACUUUUGGAGCUAAGAAGUGUCCAAGUUCUAUGUAAAACUAAAAAUCUCUGAGUUUUUAUUCUUGCAUAUGUCCAACUUGUGGAGCUCAAAAUUCUCCAAGUUAUUUCUUGAAAAUUUCUUAUGAAUCUGAAAAUUUCAGUUUUUCUUCUCACAAAUUUUCAACAUUUUUAGCUCAGAAAAUUAUUGACAUUAAUCUGUCAAUUUCUGAGUUUUUUUUGCAGAAACUUCCUCCUCCUUCAUUUUAUUGUCCGUCCACAGCGGCCCGGCUGCGACGCCGUAAUCCUCUGAGUAGCUGGAGUGCAGGUAGCGUUUCGUUUCCCGGUGUGUCAUUGAAGCUCUCGCGUGGCAGCAGCUCAGUUGAAAACAGGAGGAGGUGGAGGACUUUUCUCUUGCAUAGCGCAGCACUUUUGACCCCUCCUUUGUUUUACGUUCGUCCCUCCACUCUCCUCCGCCGGAGAGAGACGCGGCGACGUCCGGAGAUGGGAGAGCGGCCGUGACCCGUCAGGGGCAAUAAGAAAUCCAGUUCGCCUUACUGCUGUAAGACCUGGUGGAGGUCAGAGCGAAGCAGUUGUAGGUACUGUAAUGGAUCCCGCAGGGGUCCGGUGAUGACUAAGGGUACCCUAAGGGCCCAAAACUCAGCCUGGCCGGUGCUCUCCUAUUCUUUUCUGUAAAGCACAGGAACAUCAGCUUAAACUUUCACUGUUUUCAGUCUCCAUUAGCAUUUCCUUCCUGUGAGUUUUCAGUUUUCCUUUCCUUUACAUCCAAUAGAUGUACAUUAAAAAGAUAAAAAGGACAUUUAAAGAUGGAAAAAAAUACAAAAAUAAGAUAAAAUUUAUUUAUGGUAGACACAGAGCACAGGUGUUGUCAGGCGGAGUGGAGAGGAAGAAACUAAUUUUAAUAUAUAAGUGGUAUAAGUGCACAUUAUGCAAUCUAGGUUUUGAUUAUUUGAUAUCUGGACGGUUCGGGUCCCGGCUCCGUCUGCGAGUUAUCCCGACCCAAAAUAAGGUGCAGAGUAGCCGUUUGUCCCAAAGGAAAGUUCCCAGUGUGCCCGAAUCUCCUCACACACGCCCUCCAUGUUCCCCAUGCAUGCGUGUGUGUUUGCGUGUGUGUUUGUGUGUGUGUGUGUGUGUGUGUGUGUGUCAGUGACUUCGUGCAGCAUCUCAGCAGUAACUUAGGCCUCUCCCUGAGCAUCUAUCAGCCCAUUGUUCGCAUCUCCAUCGACUCAUGAGCAUCAGAUUUCACCGAAAAAGCCAAGCCUUGUAUUAUCUGAGGUUUGUGCCUCUGAGAGGCUACAAAAUCUGCAAAUAUGCAAUUCUUAUUUAUUUUUUUAAUCAAUUCUAAAAGAAAAAAAGUGUUCUUAACCACUGAAAGAUGUAACAACAAACCAACAUAACAAAAUGAGUCUGUCUGGGUUUUUUUGUUGUUGUUUUUGGACAUUUUCUUCUGUUUUUACUGCAAAAACAACAAAACUUACCGGGUAUUUUGGUCAAGUUUUUCAUGCAAAAUCUGAGUACAACUGAAAAAAGACAAAACUAACUUAGAAUGAACUUUCUAGCAAGAUGCAGGAGCUUGUUUUAAAUCAAUUAUUCCUUAAUAUUGACGAAAACACCGGCAGAUUAUUUCAUUUGGGAAAAAUUUGUUACUAUAAAUUAAAUAAUUGUGACUUAAAACUAGGGCUGUAGGUUACAAUUUAGUUGGCAAUUAAUCGAUUAUUCUGGUGCUUAAUUGAUUAAUCGAAUUGGUAUAUUCUGCAUAUUUUCGUUUAAGCCUGUUUUUUUUUUUACAUGAUAUUAGAAGCUCAUUAAAAGAAUUAAAUAAGCAAAUAAUUCAGUUACUUUUUCAAUUAAGAAAAUAGAAAUAAUGUUGGCUAAAAUGCGGAUGCAACAUUUUUUAGUGUUGAUUGUAGCAAAAAAUGCAUCUGCAGCUAAAAAAAGUAUUGCAUAUUAAUCUCUUGAUUAUUUUCUAUACUAAUAAUUUAAUAGUAAAUAAAUGCUUAGUUAAUAGGAGACUUUUUAAAUAUAAUUUAAACCAGAUGAGGCUAAAAAUGCUAUUUGAUUUCUAUGUAGAAUGUAUUUAAAGAAAGUUUUUCAUCUUAAAUGUUAAAUGUAUAGAUUUUUGUACAGUUUAGACUAAAUAACUGCAAUGACUGUUUUAUCUUUAUCCAAAAGGCCUUUUUUUUAUCUCUAUGCUCCAGUUAAUGAUUAAUCAAUUAUUUUAACAAUCGAUUAAUCACACUUGAUUCGAUUAAUCGAUUGAAACAAGCUCCUGUUUCUUGCAGGAAAGCUAUUUGUAAGUUAUUUUUGUCUUAUUUCAAACGUACUCUGCGGUUUCCAGUAGAAACUAGACGAAAGUAAUCGUAACCGUUUGUGUUUUUGCAGCGUUGACUACGUGCCGUAGUGCAAACUGUGAAAAACGAAACCAUGACAAAGCAUCAGUAACAGAACCUGGACAGGUAUUUAGAGGUGGAGGAAAAGCGAAAAACAAACAAAAGAAGAGAGACAAACACAAACAGAAGAAUGGCUUUUUAGUUGCUUUCUGUCUGCGGCAGAAUCUGACAAUCUCCUUAGUUUCUUUGAAUCUGGCGUCCUUUUCUCAGCCGCCGCUCGGCUGCAGCUCUGUGGCGUCUGAAGCGUUGUAGCGGCGCCGCGGCGGCCUGCAGGCGGCGGCCUGGGGGAAGCACCUCAGGCGACUGUAAAAUGCCUUGCUCGUAUGGUCAGCCCUUGGUCACUUGACUCAGUAAAUUUGCACCGUACUUCUGUAGGUAAGAACCUGUAAAUACAUUAAUGUUUGUAUUGUAUAUGGAUCCUGGGUUGUUACAAUAGCCUUAUUCACCUUUGUAGGAAAGUAAAUGAAAAAAAGAAAAAGUGGAUUACACUUCAGUAAAACAGAGCAUACUACUUUUUUGGUAAAUAGCUUAUGUAAAUAUUGACCAGAACCCAAUAAAAAACAUUUUUUAUAAACUCUUAAAGUAAGAUGUUUUGUAUAAAAUUUGAAUUUUUUGCUAUGUAUUUUAGCUAGCGCUCUAUGGAAAGCCCGUGUCCUCCCCACUUCCUCCCGUUUUGCACUGUUUCCAUUGUAAUUUGGUUUAAAAAAAAGACAAAAAAAGAGAAAAGUUGCCAAACCGACUGCUGCAUAUUUGUGCCAUAAGUGUGUACCAUAAAUAUUUAUUAAAUUAGUUUGUUUUUUCUCUCUCUCUCUCUCUCUUAUGUUCCGUCGAUGGUUUUAUUUCAGUCCAGUUUGUAAGUAACAGUAUUAUAUUUGCAUCGUUUAUCGUCUGCCCCGUUUUUUUUCGUCAUGUCUCGGUUGCAGCUCCCUCGUCCCUCGCAGUGUCAGAUGGCCCAGAUUGUGACGAAGAUUAAAAAAAGGGAAAAAAAAAAAAAAAAGACAUUUUGAAAUUCAGAAUUUUAAAUUAAUUUCGAAGAGGAUAAAUGACACACAUUCCACCAGUCUGUUACAAACUGAAAAUGUUUUUCAAUAAAAUGUUUUUCCUAUGGA